Babesia sp. Xinjiang is the source of this 3165-nucleotide messenger RNA. RefSeq lists its product as uncharacterized. The transcript is spliced from 2 exons. The coding region runs from base 1 to 3165 and encodes 1054 amino acids. Lineage: Eukaryota; Apicomplexa; Aconoidasida; Piroplasmida; Babesiidae. The record is from RefSeq and is a predicted model, not a curated record.
AUGCAUCAAGCCGAACUCUCACUCAAGGAUCUUGCAUUGCAUAUCGGAGAAAUUGGUAACCUUCUAUCUCAUGUAGACCUCAGACAAAUCGCAACACAACCAAAAUCAAGACAUAGACAAAUGCUUAGUAUAUUCUUUGAUUUCCCAGAUAUGUCUCAAGCAGUAGCUGAAUGUUUAAGGCAGGAGUCCUACGCUUACGUAUAUCUAUUAGUGAGGCUGCUGUUUGAGAUAUUGCUGUAUACCAGGUCUAACCCAGUAAGAUCAUUUUGUUUCUUUCAAAUGAUGAGAAACGCACACGUAUUAAAAGUACUAUUCGGCAUGGUAACACGCGAAGUAUCACUCAAAGGUGUCAUGGGUUAUGAAACAGCAGAUGAUGAUAAUUAUGUGGUAGAUGCUCUAAGCACAGUAGGACAGUUACCGAGACAUUUCAUGUUCAAUGUCAUGGACCACAUACUGAAACAGAUGUUAAUAUCACGGGAUAUUAACCUCAGGAUAGCUGGAAUAGAGGUGCUGAGGCUAUGUCCACACUUAGUAGCCUGUAACCCGCAGCUUUUAAACGAACUCAAAGUCGCACUUAUAGGACCUGAAACAGAAUGCUCUAGUAAAGCAGCAUCCUCAUUAUACACCAUAAUGGAAUACCUGCCCGAGAGCAUUGGGGAAAUAUUACUCCAAAGCUGCCAUGACCAUGCGAUAUCGGUGGAAUUUGAUCCACAACGCAUACAAUCGUUUUGCCAUAUGGCAUUGGGGUGCCGUGAUACACCGCUAUACAGAUUAGCGUAUCGUAUGUGCUGGAAUAUAUGGCUACAUAUCGAUAAUCUGCGUAGCAAACCAAUGCCGGAGUCACUAAUAGUUCGGGAGGCGGAACUCUACCUCUUGGCCACCAGUACUAUACUGUGUGCCGAGUGUCCGGACCUUUUGUCACGGCAAAAAAUAAGGCUGGAAGCGCUUAUAUAUGACCAUAGAGAUCGAGGAACCAAUAUGGAAGUGGCAUUCUGUUUGACCGUGCUUUUCAAGAGAAGAGCAACAAUGAAAGAGGUUGUAGCUUUGAUGAAAGCACCUAAUAUACAAUUAAAUUUAAUGAAGGAGUUUAAUACUAUCAUAUUCUGGAAAUAUCUCAGGCAGUUUAGAGAAAAUAUCAACUCAAUAUCGUUACAAAAUGCUAUAUUAGCAUUCGAGACAGUCGUUAAAGAAGAUGCCGCCAAAGUAACAUUGUUGUGUCAUAUCAAAGAGGCGUUCAAAUUACUAAAAUCAAGCUAUACAGAACACUUGUUGCGUAUAUUGCGAGCUAUAAUAGUUCCGUUUGCAAAGCUCACCGGCAACCUCAAAUACCUGCAGAUAAUGGUUCUGCGUACACUCGCAAAUAUUGUCAAAAUGUGCUAUGUAGUAGAGAUGCAAAAGUUCGCAAGAGCGGUACCCGAAAUUAAGCAAAUUGUUAAAGAUACAGAUAUCAAAUAUAUAUUCAAACCGAUCUUGUCUGCAGAUGAUUUUAAAGUAGUCGACGAUUCUUUAACUGCAAGACGGGUCAACCUAUGGGUAGGGACACUGUAUGACCUGUGUAACUUUAAACCACCAAAAAUACACAACUACAUCGGAACACAAGUUACACUCAACUUCCUCACUGGCACGGUCAUGUAUAAAUACAACCCAGGGACGGUAAGGAUAUCAGCAGUCACCAAAAAGGAUAGAUUCAAUGCAACAGUGCUACAUAAUCAUGUGAACAAACUGAUAGCUGAUGGAUACAGUCGUAUCAAAAAAGGAAGAGCUAUAAAGCAGGUAAUACACUUGUCCCUGCGUCUGGGUCUAUAUACCGAGGCGGCAAAAUACUUGAAACGCCUGGAAUUAUACACAACCGAUACACUCCUAUGGUUCAAUGCUCUAUACUACUAUGCAAUCGCGGAAACUGAACCUGAUUUGCAUAAAUCGGUACAAUGCCGUGUACAGGGACUGGACUCUUUGGAUGCUUACAGCUAUCAGUGCACGCUCUGGAUGCUCAAUAGUGUAACCAACGAUGUUAUGGCACCUCAGCUAAAUUACAUGUUACCGGAAAUGGUUACGUAUACAUGGUGUUCGCUGAAAUUGAUCUUCCAGGUGGCAGUAGGCCACCUGCACCAAAUGGCUCAGAAUAACCUUGAGAACAAAGAGAUGCUCGCUCCUGUAUUCGCAGGACUUUUUGGCCAUUUCAAGUCACUAAAAUGGUGUUUCAAAGGAACGUGCACUGAAACGGUUGACACACUACAGGUAUAUGAAGGAUUGUGCAUAUUGCUAUAUGCUAUAUGUCAUACGCCAAACCCAGAUACCCUAACGUCACAAAACCAAGAUUGCGUCUUUAUAAAUCCAGAUGAAGCACUACAAAAAUAUAUUAUCGAUAUGUUCGAAGGCGGGGAGAUACAUAUCCCACGAACUUUCGCAAUUAUCAAUCUGCUAGAUCCGGCAAUAAGGACAAGGUUAUACACGGCACCUGCCCUAUUGGCAGCUCGCAAUAUACUCAUUGGAGCUACACAAAAAGCAAAACCGGACCCCAACAGCAGUGGUUUACCACCGACUGACCCUGAUAAGAUACCUACGUAUGUAGCAGAGAUGUCUUUGGAAAACCUUCUUAAAGAGUUUGUGCUCUUCUCUCGAAUAAGGACUAACAAGGAGAAAUACAAUACAAAGAAACCAAUUACAGAUCCUAAAGAUGGUAGUGGAGCCAGCUUACAAAGCGAAAUACUGUUCUCAUACAUGUCAAGAGAUUUAGAUGAACUGAACGCUCUGAUACCGCUUGUAAAAGUCUGCGAAACACAGAGAAGGAACCCUGCUACAGUUAAGGACCUUGCCAACCGGAUAUCUACACUCAAGUUACCGAUGCCCGAAGGAUUGAUUCAAACGUUUCCGCUACCAUUCGCAUCCCUUACCGCCGUGGUGGAAUACGAGUGUGCGCGUAAAGUAACGUGGAUUAAGGUGAAAUUGGAAGUUAUAGACGCUACAAGCGGAAUCUCUGUGAUAUUCCGUCGCAAUUUCAAGAUGCAUCAUGGAGUUAUAGAUAAACAUGUACACGUCUAUCUGCCGUUACGACAAAUCGACAAGUUCAACUUCAGCUGCCUGCCGCUAGACAACGACAAGUACCCAUGCGGAUUGCCCACGUUCUUCCGGCCAACAUUGCGUGAAAAAUGGGCAAACUUUUAA